Molecule: messenger RNA, 1873 nt
Organism: Blepharisma stoltei
Lineage: Eukaryota; Ciliophora; Heterotrichea; Heterotrichida; Blepharismidae
Source: the annotation of a GenBank genome assembly
AUGUCAUCAGCAAAAGAUCCUUUUUCUAUUCUUAAUCCCAUUUAAAUUGGAAUAAAAAAAUAUUAUAUUAAACUUUUAUCAGCAUUUAUCUAAAUUAAUAUAAAAUUUAUUGGUUCAAAUUAGAAUAUUUUAUUUAAAUAGUAUUCUACUUGCGUCCUUCUUUAAAAUAGAGCAAAUGAUAAAAUAAUGUUUGAUUUUGGCGAUAUUUGGUUUUAAAGUUAUUUAAAUAGGAAUUAUUAAUUUACCUAAAUUUUGUUAAUUUAUCCAAAAAUGGAAAUUUUGUGGUAUUUUUGAUCCAAUAGGAGGGGAGUUAAUAAUGAUCCAGACAGAGGUAAAGUAAUACCUCACUCCUCCCCUUUUAAGACCGAGCAAGAUUUUUCUGCUCGAUCUUAAAGGGAGUUAAUUUUUUCUUUUAAUUUUUAUCUAAGAUUAUAUAUAAAAUUGUUUUGCCAUACAAAUUUGCAUAUAUUUAAAAAGAAAAUCUAAUUUGGCUUAUAAAUUUAUCUUUUAGAAUGAGGUUUCUUAAAUUUAAUAUAAUCAGUAAAGAUCUCGCUGUAGCAAUUAUAAUUAUGAAUAAAAAUAAUUUAGAAAGAAAAUUUAUUUUUGCCGAUCUUAAAGGCUGCUAAUUUCCAAAAAAAGGCAUUUUUCCAAUUGUUUUGCUCGCUAUUAAAGGGGAGAGAGUCAGUAUAAUCCCACCAAAAUAGAAAGAUACAGACCUGGCAAAGCCCCGACCUGAGGAGAAGAAUCAGAAGAUAAAGAUACUUUAAAAGUCAAUGCCAUAGUAAAGCAGACCAUAAGCAUAGAUACUAUUGAGUCUCUACCAAAAUCUGACCUGAAACCUCAGCCCAGUAUCCCUCAAAAAUCCUCCCGUCGCCAAGAAUUGAAAAUGAAAGCACUCCAAAAGCACAAAAAUACAAAAGUUCUUGAAGAAUUUCAAGAUCCUCUUCCCAUUGAAGAAGAAUAUGAGGAAAAUUUAGAGGAAAUAGAAGCUCCUCGACUUCAGCCUACUUUUGUCCCAAAAGAUAAAAGAAUAACUAUUCAAGAGAAAGAACAGAUGGAGAUGGAUGAGCAAGAAAUCCUUGAAAAACUAAAACAGCUUACUCUCCUUUCUUAUCACUAAAAAAAUACUUAUUUUUAUAUUAAUUAUUUAAAUUAAUUUUAUAAAAAAUUAAAAAUGAGCUAGAGAAGAAAGAAAAUCGCAUACAAAAUAUCUAGUCGCUGAAGCUUUAUUAAGAGAAGAAAUGGGCGAAGCUUCUAAAGAUGAAGAACUUAGCGAUGAAGAUGAAGAUGACCCUAAUGAAUUCGCAAUGUGAAAAAUAAGAGAAAUCAAAAGAAUAAUGAAGGCAAAAGAUGAAAGAGAAACCCGUGAAAAAGAAUUAAAAGAAAUCGAAAGAAGAAGAGGGCUAAGUGAUUGGGAAAGAAUGGAAGAAGACAAAGCUUUAGGAACUGACGAAACAGCAAAACCAGAAAAAAUGAAAAUCGGGUUUAUGCAAAAAUAUUAUAACAAAGGUGUAUUUUACCAAGAAAGAGAUGAGCAUGGUAAGCUUCAUCCCAUAUUUAUGCGUGAUUACAACACUCCAGUCGAAGGAGAUUUUGAUAAAAGUGCCCUUCCAAAAAUCCUCCAAAAGAGACGAGGAGAUUUUGGCAAAAAAGGCCAAUCAAAAUACACACAUUUGACUAAUGAAGACACCAAUGUUUUUGAUCCACAAUUAAUGCCCCAAGAAGAGCUAUUUCUUAAGCAGCAAAUGAAAGGGGCUGGAUUCAAAAGCAUGAAUCGAUUUGAUGUUUCUCGUAAAAGUUAUGCUAUUUUAUAAGCAAUUUGCCUUAAGAAUAAUAUUUUAAUUAUUUGAUAAAUUAUUAUAAAACUAUAUAA